This is a messenger RNA of Biomphalaria glabrata, 2853 nucleotides long. Its product is annotated as putative thiamine transporter SLC35F3. The transcript is spliced from 9 exons. Bases 1066 to 2241 code for a protein of 391 amino acids. NCBI's taxonomy places the organism in Eukaryota, Metazoa, Mollusca, Gastropoda, Planorbidae. The record is from RefSeq and is a predicted model, not a curated record.
UCGCAUUCUCUCUCUCUCUCAGUCUUAACGCCUGUCCUCUCUCUCUCACUCCCAAACCCAUUCACUCAUGGGUUUAUGUUUCUCGUUUUCUGUAACGAGUUUUGUGUUUGACGUUCAAGUUCCACAAAAACCGAUAUUUCAACACUCGAGUAUCUACCACCUCCCACCCACCACAGCAUGCUGUAAAACUGUAUCUAUCCCUGAACUUUUCGUGUUAUUAAGUUUAACUUUAUUUCCUUGGACUUCUCACGUUUAUGGUGCAUUCUAGUGCCGUCGGCUUGAUUCAUUUCGAACUUGAACUGGGAAGUUUGUGUUUCUUGUUCAAUCAAAGUGCAGGUAACAUUUUGGAUCUAAAACGAGCUACUGAAAUAACUCCCAUCAAAUAUUUGUUUUAAAAGAAUGCAGCCAGUGUGUUUCCGAACUGUGUAAUUCUAAAAGCGUGUACAAGCCUUGCGCUUGAAAUUCUUCCAUUGCAAACUUCGUUCCCCCCCCCCUUUUUUUUUCUAGCGAUUCCAUAAAGGAAUGGAUGGUAAAGUGUUAAUGCUGUUGUUUGAUUUUUAACUGUUAAGACUAGUUCCCAUACAUUCAACUUGAUCUUGUACACGUGAACGCGUGUCCUAAUCAACCAUGUAAUCUGUGGAUAUUUGUGUCGCCAAUGCCAGUUGAAUUCUCGGACAAAGUUGCUCAAGUCUUAAUUUGUACUCUGACAAAAUUGCUCGGGAGUCCCACGGUUUGACCGCGGUGGUGGUAGACGGUCACGUGGAUGUCACUUCCGGUCUUUCCAGAACAUCGCCCAUCAACAGCGAUCCCAAGCGAAAUCUACCUGAAGCCGGACACGGAAGAGGCGGAGUCGUUCUUAGCGGUUUGGGAGAAAGUUCCGCCUGCGAGGAAAGCCAGGAACAGUCUUCUCAAAGGCGGCAUCAGCAACGACAGCAGAAGCCAUGGAGCGGCAGGGGUGACGCCGCUGAUGACAUCGUCGUCGAAGCUGCAGCAAGUGGAGACAGGACUGAUCCUUGCACAAGUAACGGAACAGUAGCGCGUGGCGUACACGGUGUGCGGUUUGAGAUGCCCGUCUCUUCCUACGCAGAGACCACCGAUGUUGAAGAAAGCACCAAUGGACAUACCCCUAUCAACGCUGACGACGCUCAGGAAAGUAAAACACGCUGGGAUUGGUCCAACCGGCAGAGCAAGCUCGUGAUUGGAACGUUUGUCUCAAUGAUUAUAGCCGUCACGUGGGUGUCUUUCAGUCAGCUGGUCCACAACAUCACAGAGAUGCCAGAUAUCAAAGCACCAUUCACCAUCACCUAUAUCUUCAUGAUCUGCCCCAUCAUCAUGUUCCCAGCAUACCUUUGUUUUGCCCGCCUUGCCAAAGCAGAACCCGCCAAAGCAAUAUUUAGAGAAUGUUUAAACGUGUACAAAGGCAGCGAUGACUUCCACAAAAUUCCCUUUCUCUGGAAGUCCCUGAUGUUCUGUUUGAUCUCAGCACUCACCACACACACAUACAUCCGCGCCAUGUACAAGCUGGGCGCUGCAGACUGCACGGCACUCUUUGCAGCCAAUCACAGCUUCGUUUACUUGCUGUCUUGGAUUGUACUCUUCGAGAAGUUCAUUGCUCUGAGAAUAUUAGCCAUGAUUUUUUCUAUAACGGGGAUUGUGUUAUUUGCAUAUGUAGAUGGCUUUGGCAGUUCUGCCAUGUUUGGAGUCGUCAUGGGAGUAGCCUCGUCUGCUGGAGCUGCGGUAUAUGGUGUUCUGUAUAAAAAAUUUAUAGGUGAUCCGACGAGUGCUCAGGCUGCGUUCUUUGUUUCUGUUGUUGGACUUCUUUCCUUGUUGUUGUUAUGGCCCUUGUGGUUGUUGCUGUAUUUUCUGGGAUCAGAGCAAAUUGAUUGGAGUGUUCUCCCUUGGGGAACAAUACUUCCUAGCGCUUUCUUAGCAACAGUUUACUGGGGGACAAAAGAAUGUGCUAUACAGCUGACAUACCAGUUUUUUAUUGGCCUUGGGUUAGUGCUGGCCAUUCCAAUUUGCUCAGUGGCAGACAAAGUGUGGAAAGAAGAAGAAUUCCCAGGAAUGAAAAUUGCUGCUCUUGUUUUAAUCACCAUAGGGGUCGUUCUAAUUUUGCUGCCAGAAAACUGGCAAGAGUACAUCUGUAAACACGUUAGGAGCAAGCCCAGAGAUACUGAGCAGCAGACUAUUGGGAACAGCACGACCCUCAGGGGUCGCCUCAGCCGCACCUCGUACAUGUGAUGAUUUAUUGUUGACUAGUAUAUUAGCUAAUUAUCUGAUGUUGAGAGACACUGGUUUUAUUAUGAAUGUCAAUUCAUUCAACUGAGUACAGCUGUAUUGCUGAUAUGUGUUUUCGGAGAAUUCAUUUAAAUACUUUAAGUUGUUGGAUUUAAAAACAAGGAGUAGGGUCAUUUCUAAAGAACAAACAAAGCUUCUUUUUUUUUUUGAACAGAUAAAUCCUCAGGGGCUAAAACCAAUGCUAAGACCAAGUCGUGUUCUGCAGUGACUACGCUUACGAUUCUUAGGAUACCCAGCUCUGCUGGUAGAAAUGUGAAUGUAACUGGUCAAUCAGAGUUUCACUUAAUAAUCUAAUUAUCCCCUCAGCCGAAAACAAGUCGCCUCAACUUUAACAUGCCUCAAUGAAGAACUGAAUUGAACUGAAUUGCAAUUAUAACUGACAGGGUGGAAAACUUUCACUGCCUCAACGUGACCAUUAUCUAGAUCUGCCAACAGUUCUUUGUUUUUCCAUCAAUGACGCAUUUCUUGCACAGUAAGUUCACACAACAACAAUAUCUUGCCAACCACAGAUUUCCACUCUCAUGGGAAGGUCACUGAUUAAUUAUGCAUGUAUGC